AGAAUACGGGUCGGAUAUAAUAAAUAUGAAGUUGCUUAAUGUUGUGCUGAGAGAGAUACUUGUGUUCCUUGAGUUUAAGGAUAUUGUCAACUCUGGGCUUGCUUUUGUGUCCAAGAAGUUUUAUCAUAAUAUUGUGGAGGAUAAUGAAGUUUUGAGGAGGAUGAUUCCUAGGUAUGUUGCAAUUAUCAGAGAUUAUGACAGAGAGGUCAGGUAUCACAACAUGAUUAGUAGUAUGGUACGAGAUCAAAAUUCGGAGUAUCAAGACAGACAACUCAAAAAUUUCAGCAAGUUUUAUGACAGCUGUGAGUCGAAGUUGUGGAACAUCUUAAGAGUAUUGGAAAGUGAUGUCAGCCAAGAGUUCACAGUUGAACUUGCAAGAAUCUCAGGAGUUAGACAUAGAUUCAAUGAGAAUAUUAGACUCAAGAAAAUAUUCAAUAAUUUAGAAGGGAUUUAUUACUCUCAACGUGAAGAUUACUUAAAGAACCAGAUUUUUUGUGCAACCGGAAUUAUAAAGCCAUUCCAAAUAGAUAUAUUUAAUGGGCAAGUAGCCAUAAAGUCAGAGGACACUGACAUGAAUGAAUCAAUAGAAAGCUCUGGUUCAGAAAAUUCUUCAUCAGAUCCAGAAAACUCUGAUGAAUUUGAAGCUAAAUGUGAACUUGCUGUCCCAUCAAGUGAAUUAUUCGAUGAGCUUAAGAUAGCUGAAUUUGAAAAAUCCUCUCUAGAGUCAAUACCUUUUUGGAAUGGAUUUAAAGUAUUAUUCAGUAAUUACGCAACAACUCCAAUCAAGACCAUUGCAAUAUUUGUGCAUGAUUAUCCAAUGACAGUUGAAGAUCAUCCAUUGGCUCAUAUUGUUAAAGAAAAGUUUUUAGAUGCUGUUAUGGGUAAUAAACUAAAAAUACUUCCCUCCAAAACAUUAAUGAUAGCUUAUCAGUAUUAAAAUAAUAAUAAAACUACCAAUUCUGGAAACGAAUGUUG
Moneuplotes crassus is the source of this 975-nucleotide messenger RNA. The record is from the annotation of a GenBank genome assembly. Lineage: Eukaryota; Ciliophora; Spirotrichea; Euplotida; Euplotidae.